Molecule: messenger RNA, 2487 nt
Organism: Durusdinium trenchii
Lineage: Eukaryota; Dinophyceae; Suessiales; Symbiodiniaceae
Source: the annotation of a GenBank genome assembly
GUUUUUGCCUGUGUUUUCACUGAGUUUCUUGGCGGGUGAAGGUUGUUUUGAUUGAGCUCAAUGCGGCAUUUUUUGCUCAAGUGAAUGCGACAAUGCCUCACUUUACCACAUGACAGCUUGUGCGCACCCGAGCUGCUCCUUUAAAGUCACACAUGUAGACUUUGGAGGCUUUUGCUGCAAGAGAUGCCACAGCACUUUCGUGCGCAAUGAACCCAGUGCACAUGGCGCAAAGUGCCAAAAGCAGAAAGUGUCCGGAGUCCCCAAAGCAGAUCCGGUUGCUCCGAAAGAUCCCUUGCCUGAGGCCACUUCUAAAAACGCCUUGAGGGCGGCGAGACGUUCCUGGUGGGAAGAAGUUCCAAAGAAGGACUUGCGCAAUGUCACCGGGGUUCAAACGCCAGAGUCGCCUGGGCACCCUGUUCGUGAUGUCGUGAGAUCGAAGUUGGGAAGCACGAGAAAGACAGAAGAAACACGGGCAUUCGAACAGACAAAGAGAAGACGAUGUGAUAGAGAUGAGAUAGAUCAGGCAGAUCCAAAAAAGGAUGCCAAAAGUCGAAUCAACUCAAAUAGUUCGAGGUGUUCAGCUGUUUUGACCCCGAGGGUCCGCACCGUCCAGACGGAAACAGAAAAAAUCGAGGAAUUUGAAUGGAUUGAAAGUGAGUCUGAACAACUCGCUAAAGCCGAGCAACAGACGGUAGAGGCCAGCGCUGAGCCGUCGAUCAAGUCUAACCGGUUUGACUGGCGGCAAGGAUGUUUUUUGGAAGUGAAGGAGGGCAUCACAGAACUUGCGAUAUCUUUUGCCAGUUGGAAUGUGACAGAUAUUGAUAUCUCGAACUGGAUCAGUUGGAUGAAGAGCCAAUUUUCGCGAGGCCGCUGGAAGAUCACGAAUUUGAACUUCUCCAACAACCAAUUGACCUCCGUUGGCAUUUCCAAUAUUUGUGAUUUUUUGCGACUCACCAAAGCGACUUGUGAGAACUGGAACUUCGAAGGGAACCAGAUUGCAGAUGAUGGCUUCCUGAGCGUAUGCUAUCACGUUGCCUCUGAGACCGGCUCGGCUGCAAGCUUGAAUUUUGCUAACAAUGCAAUCACCAUGACAGGUUUAUCAUGGCUCUUCAACAUUUUGAGCUGGCACCCAAUGCACCCUCUUCAAAAAUCUGCGAAAGGGGGAGCGACCUUCUACCCCAUGAAGGUUCGCUUGGACAGUGUGAAGAUUGACUCUGCUCAAUUGGAUGCAUUCUUUGACUCGAACCAGUUCAAAUUCUUGUGCUGCAGUGUGUAUGUUGGCUGCAGUUACAGGCAAAGAGUUGGUGCCACGGCCAGGAGCAAUGUGGUCGUUCAAUUGGAAAUGGGUCCAGGCUUCGAAAUGAAGCGCAUCAUGAACGAAUUUUCCAUGCUUCGUUUAACUCCUCAGUGUCAAGUCCAUCGAUCUCCGACCACGAGUCGGACACGCUGGUUCCAAGUGAACGCUCAACAUUGGCGCACAGAACCAACCAUCAUUUUUGAAGACUGCGAUUUCAUGGUCAUUACAAAGCCGGCAAGCUGGCAUUGCACCGAGACGCAGCACCACAUGGGAGCCGUGCAGGAGAUGGACAUGAGUAAUCGAAAGCGCUUGUGCGAGAGCCUGUUGUAUCAAAAGGAGCCUGCAGCUUUGCCGGAUUAUAUCUUCUUGCGCUUCGGUGCCGAUCCUCAGAUGAGCGAGGUCAUGAACCCGGAAAUGCUAUUUGGUUUGAUUCACAGAUUGGAUGUUGGCACUUCGGGCUGCUUGCUUAUGGCAAAGAACCAGGAUGCCUGGAAUUUUGCGAAGGAUCGUAUGCACAAGCAGCAUUUCAUCAGGGAUUACGUGGCUCUAGUUCAUGGUUGUUUCGCAGAUGCCAGACUCCCUUACAGAGACAAACCUCGUGGUGUGAUUUGUGCACCGAUUGACAAAGAGACUUACCAUUGGUCAAGACGUUGUGAAGUGAGUCAUCGUGGCUUGCCAUCCGUGACGCAUUAUGAAGAACUUGCAGUCUAUCAAAGCAAAUCUGGAGGUUCUAUGCAGCAAUGCCGCUAUGCACUUUUGCAUUUGCGACUUCUCACAGGACGAACACAUCAGAUCCGAGUUCACUGCGAGCAUGCUGGCUUGCCAUUGGUAGGAGAUCAGGCGUACACCAGGAAUCGGCCUGCACACGAUCCGAAGAUUUCUUGCCACAGACCCUUCUUGCACAAACUUCGCUUCAUCUUUCCAAACAUCUACGGCGAACCCGUUUCGGUUCGGAACCCGUUGGAAGAUGAGGUCGAAUUGUCCACAAUCCUUCAAAAGUUGCACCGACUGGGCUGAAGGAGAUGAAACACCGUAGUAGCGAACAUUGUUCCUACUAGUAAGGCACUUGUUCCUAGUAGCGUGGCACUUGAACAAUAUUGAACAAAAUUGAAUGACACUUUGAAUGAAUGCAGACAUCUCGGAUUGCCCACAUGCCCAUCAAAGAUGGAGGCUCUCCGGCUCUCGUGUGA